This is a messenger RNA of Aegilops tauschii subsp. strangulata, 1299 nucleotides long. NCBI's taxonomy places the organism in Eukaryota, Viridiplantae, Streptophyta, Magnoliopsida, Poales, Poaceae. The record is from RefSeq and is a predicted model, not a curated record.
AUGGCGAAGGGAAAGGGGAAGAAGAGCAGCCGGGGCGGGUCGUCGUCGAGGUCCACCCUGCCGCCCGGCUGGGUUGAAGGCGACUGGAUCCAGUUCACGAUCGAGCUGGACGAUCUGCAAGAUCUGGUCGAGGGCGGGCUGAUCGAGCACGACUCCUGGAGGCUCCCGGGGGAGGAGACCGAGCCGCGGCCUCGGGAGGACCUUUACAAGGGCAAUGAUGAGGAGACCGGAGAUGCGGCUACUUCGACAACCGCGCCGCCAAAUGUUAUUAACCUCCCAGAUGAUGAUGAAGAGAUGCAUCAGUGCCAGAGCAAAAUCAGGACCUCAAGCAGGAGGUUGCCGGCCGGCAAAAAACCGCAAACUGCAUCAGUGCCAGAGCUGUCGACUCAGCAAUCCGGAGAUCUUCACCGGGCUUCUGUUAUGUUUGCUGAUCCCGCGUCGGCUAUGCCGACUGUGCAGGCCUCUGGCUCGACCGUGCAAGUCCAUGCCUUGGACCCCCAAGCUGCUGCAACUGACUCACCAAUUCCGCUGUUCGCCACUCACCGCGCCCCGGAGGACCCAGCUAGUGCAGCCAAAGAAGCCAUUCACCAAGCAGGUCUGAUGAUGGAGCAAAUGAAAGUGGAUAUGAGAUCUUGUGAGCUUGGGGCCCGUUAUACUGACCAGGAAAAGAAACAGAUCCGGCUUGACCUUGAUCAGAAACAUGCUCAAGAGAACUUGCAGAAAGCUAAGGCCGAAGCAAAUGGUAUGGCAGAAAAAAUGAGGGAGGCUCUGGAGAAGAAGGACCGUGACCUUGCAGAGGCGCAGAAGGCGGCUCAAGAAAAGACAACGCUUGCCGAGAAGAAACUGGCCUCAGUCGAUAAGCUUGAAGAAGAGAAUGCCAAGCUAAAAACUGCUCUUGAUGAAGCCAACAAGGAGUCGACACAUUUUAAGAAGGACAAGGAGGCCCUGACUGACAAGGCUAGUGAUCUGGUGCGGAGGAGGAACGAAUUGGAGACUUAUCUGGGAGGUCUUGCCCAAAAGUUGUCCCUUAUGCUUGAAGAGUUCUGCCAGAACUUCGAGGAGGAGACCGGGCGAAUCGAGAUGAAAUUGGACCCCAUCAACUCUCCAAUCAAAGAUGAAGCUGCCAUGAACGUGUUCCGACUGGAAUCUCGUCUUGCGAGUGUCACUGAUUAUAUUGCUCGACUGAAAGUGGCGGUUUCACGGGUCGACACCACACUCUGGCCUGGGGCCACACUUCAGAAUGACCUUGAAUCUCUGAUGGCUCGGCUCAACCAGAUUCCCGGUCGAGUGCUGGAAUGA